UCCCUGAUCUUCAUUCAGACAAAACCAGAAAAGAAAAAAAAAAACGAUGCCGUUCUUUUCUCGAGGUGAUGAUGACCAGGUCGACGAUUACGAUGAGUACGAUCCCACCCCAUACGGUGGCGGAUACGACAUUGCCUUAACGUACGGUCGCCCAAUCCCACCGUCUGAUGAGACCUGCUAUCCAAUCAGCUCAGCCUCCGGUGAAAUUGACUACGAUCGCCCCAAUUACUCCUCUUACUCUGAGCCAUCUGCUUACGCUGAUGAAGCUCUUGAAACUGAAUACAGCAGCUAUGCUCGUCCCAAGCCCCGACCUGGAUCCACUUAUGGUGAACCUCAACCGGCAUACGGUUUCCAGCCUGGAAUGAAUAGGCCCGGAUUGGAGUAUGAGUCUGAUGGCUAUGUGAAGCCGGCCAAUGAGGAAUAUGGAAGGAGACCCGAAUCUGAAUAUGGGUCUGGUGGGUAUGGCAAGCCUCAAAGUGAAGAAUAUCGAUCUGGGUAUGGAAGGAGACCCGAAAGUGAAUAUGAGUCUGGUGGGCAUGUGAGGCCAAGCGAGUACGGGUCUGGUGAUGGGCGCAGACAAGAAUCAGAGUACGGGUCUGGGAAUGCGAGGCCACAGAGUGAGGAAUAUGGAUCUGGGUAUGGAAGGAGACCCGAGGGCGAAUAUGAGUCUGGUGGGUAUGAGAAGCCGAGCGAGUAUGGGACUGGUUAUGGGCGCAGAAAAGAAUCGGAGUACGGGUCUGGGUAUGAGAAGCCACAGAGUGAUGAAUAUGGAUCUGGGUAUGGCAGGAGACCGGACUCUGAAUAUGGGUCUGGAUAUGAGAAGCCAACUGAGUAUGGGUCGGGUUAUGGUAGGAAAUCCGAAACUGAAUAUGGAUCUGGGUAUGAGAAGCCCAGCGAAUAUGGAGGGGGGACUGUGGAAUACGGAUCCGGGUAUGGGAGGAGGCCAGGAUCCGAAAAUGAAGGAAGUGGGUCAGAGUAUGGUUCUCGGUACGGGAGGAAGGAGAGUUAUGGGGAAGAGGGAGAAGGGCAUGGGGGAAGGAGCCAAUAUGAGAAGCCAAGUUAUGGAGAUGAUUCACCUAAGAGGUCUAGUUAUGCGAGACAGGAGGAAGGAGGAGAGUAUGAGAGGCCUUCUUAUGGGAGUCGUCGUAGUGAUGAGGACGACGAGGAUCGUCAUAAUAAGUAUCGUGAUGGUGGUGAAGAGGGCUAUGGCCGCAAGAAAUAUGGAGAUGACAAUUCUGAUGAUGAUGCGGAGAAGAAGCACCGCCACCACCGAAAGAAUUAUGAUGAUGAGUGAUCAAUCAACUGUUAAUGGGAUUUAUGGCACCAUUAGCUGCUACUAAAUAAAGGGUUCUGUCAUAUCUCUGCAAUCUGUUGUACUUCUGAAUAAAAUCCCGAACUUAAAGGGUUUGUGGUGUGUUCUUUAAUCUAAGCUUUAUGAUAAUGAAAAUUAUGUGGUCUGAUAUGGUGAUUUAAUCCUUCACUAGCGUUACAUUUGGAAUGGGGAUGGCUAAAUGGGACCCCCUUUGCUUUCUGGAAUUUCUCCCAGUAUAGAUGGCUUCCAUUGAGUCUCUGCAAUCUGUUGUACUUCUGAAUAAAAUCCCGAACUUAAGGGUUUGCUUUAUGAUAAUGAAAAUUAUGUGGUCU
Molecule: messenger RNA, 1644 nt
Organism: Populus trichocarpa (black cottonwood)
Lineage: Eukaryota; Viridiplantae; Streptophyta; Magnoliopsida; Malpighiales; Salicaceae
Exons: 2
Coding region: 47-1294 (415 amino acids)
Molecular function (GO): phosphatidic acid binding
Source: RefSeq, a predicted model, not a curated record